This is a messenger RNA of Helobdella robusta, 2098 nucleotides long. RefSeq lists its product as hypothetical. The transcript has 2 exons. Gene Ontology annotation, molecular function: metal ion binding; glutathione gamma-glutamylcysteinyltransferase activity. Gene Ontology annotation, biological process: response to metal ion; phytochelatin biosynthetic process. The record is from RefSeq and is a predicted model, not a curated record. Lineage: Eukaryota; Metazoa; Annelida; Clitellata; Rhynchobdellida; Glossiphoniidae. The coding region runs from base 32 to 1936 and encodes 634 amino acids.
AUAUUUUGAAUUUUUGUUUAAUUUCAGAUGAAUGGUUGAUUUUAUAGAAAUGAUUUCAUUAAAUUCUGAAUUAGGACAAGAGCGAUUAAAGGAAUCGACAGCUCUCGACUGCACGAACGAACAAAUAAUUAAAAAUUUCGUCAAACAGUCCGGUCAGACGACCUGCGGUUUAGUCAGCAGUUGUGUGAUGAUGAAUUCAUGCUUCGCUAACUCUUACAUCAACGAACACUCGAGCUUCUGCUUCAAGACAAACUUCCCUGAACUUGCCUGCUACGUGGCUAAUCGACCUCUCAUAAUUGUAAAGAAUUCAUCGAGGAACAAAGGAGACAACUAUAGCAAACAACGUACUCGUACUGAAACAGCUGCUGAGAAUCAGUUCCACUCUCAAAACAACAAUUCUGCAACUUCUCUAGUUGAUUCUUCGCAAAAGUUAAAUUUUUCUACAAACGCUUCUGAUAUGGCUGAUCAAAAAGUACUUCCAACCACGCAGAUAUCCGACGUAUCUGUGGACAACGAGUUGAGAGGCGUCAUGUCAUCCACUUCGUCCAUGAAUCCCGAGAAGAUUGUGGCUCAAAAUUCUUUUCUCGAUGUUUUCAUCAAAACAAAAAUUAAUAACAUCAUUGACAAAGUUGAUAAAGGAAUAACUUCUUGCUGUCUGGACAACGACAUGCACGAGGCAGGGUGUUAUGGAGAAUGUGGAAUGCAGGGCCCAACUGUAACAGCAACUGGUGGAAAACCUAUUGUUGAGACUAAAAAAGGUCCAAAGGUUGGUCCAAUGAAGACUGCCUACACUGCAAACGUUGGACACUGCACACAAUCCUGUGGUUGUUCCGGUGGAAAGGGUUGCUGCAGGAUAGGUGGAUCGGGACUAGCUGCCUGUGAAUAUAAAGGUCCAGUCGGGAUUGGUUGUGAUCUGGGUGGGAGCGUAGGUGUCGGAGGAGUCACUGGCUUUGGUGGUAUGGGAAUAUUCAAAAAAUACAAUGCCAUCAAAGAAGCAAAAGCAAAAGCAAGAGAAGCCACAAGAAUAGCAAAGAAGAAUGCAGCUCUGAGGGCAGGCAUCAACAUGUCAGAAAUUGACAAAACUGAUUGGGACAAUGUGCGAUUGAAUGCAGAUGGUGAGUAUGAGUUCAUGCCAAAAUGCAAUAUGGACGGAGGCGAAUGUGGUGGAGAUGAAGAAAAUCCCUGUUGUAUAAAGAGUGGUGAAGGCUAUUUAGGUGGAUGUUGUAACAUUAUGAAGAAACUGAAUGCCGGCCAGUAUCCUACCUUUUCAAAAGCACAGUCAGCCGCCACUCCUGCUGCUACAGCUCCAACCCCAGCAACACCACCCACAACAUCCAAACCGAAACCUACUAAUGUGGUCACUCACAACAACAACAGUAGCAAUAACAUUGGCAGGAGCAACGAAACCAAUGAUCCUGAUUGUGUUGAUGAGGAUAUUUGUAUUCCAUUUCCUCUGACGGAAGAGACCGUUCUUGAGCUGCCUGCAUUAAAGAAGGUAAUCGAUGUUGAGAGAAUGAAGAGGGAGGGGCUUACGUUGUGUGAGGUUGCUCGCUUGAUUGCAGCUUUUUAUUUCCAUGUUGACAUUAACUAUGCUGAUGUAACCAGCAUCGAUAGGUUUAGAAAGGACGUGCAAGAAUCAUUUGGGCCAUCAUCUUCGUCGUCCUCGUCCCCUCCUUCAUUAUCAUCAUCAUCUAAACGAGUUGGAGUGAUUGUAAACUAUGAUCAUAAGGUGUUGGAUGAGAACUGUUUCUUCUCUGGUCAUCACAGUCCCGUAGCAGCCUACCACCCUUCCUCCGACUCCAUCUUGCUCAUGGAUGUGUGGCCCUCCCAUGCCGAAGUCUGGGUGCCACUGCACGCCAUGAUGGCUGCCAUGAACACCACUGACGCUUCUUCCAAACAGUCGAGGGGGUAUCUGUUGGUGGCUCGCUGUCUAUAAGAUGAUGCUGGUCGGAUGGCGAUGAAUGAUGAUCACGUGACGCUCAUGAUGAAGACUUCGACGAACUUUAACUUAUUUUUAUUUCUUUAAAAUCAUCACUUUAUUAUUUUUAUUUAUUUUUAUUACAAUUUCAGCUAAUUAUAAUCCUACCUUUGAAAAAAA